Molecule: messenger RNA, 1437 nt
Organism: Histoplasma mississippiense
Lineage: Eukaryota; Fungi; Ascomycota; Eurotiomycetes; Onygenales; Ajellomycetaceae
Exons: 3
Coding region: 1-1437 (478 amino acids)
Biological process (GO): protein targeting to lysosome; early endosome to late endosome transport; endosome to lysosome transport
Cellular component (GO): late endosome; early endosome; extrinsic component of endosome membrane
Molecular function (GO): phosphatidylinositol binding
Source: RefSeq, a predicted model, not a curated record
AUGAGCACUGGCAAUAACGGGGGACGACCACGCCCUCCUCAAGCCGUUGCCUCCAAGUCUGGGCCUAUAACUUCCUCAGCUAAACAGCCAACGCUCGCGGUUCCAUCCUCUAAACCCCCCUCGACUCCUCGAUCACCUUCGCAAACUCUCCAAGCAGGCAAGCCCAGUGCGCCAUCCAGCCAAACCGAUCCAGCCAACGAUAAAGCUACGGCGGCGCUGAUCCGCCGUGUCCUCUGUCCUCAGUCCUCUAACUAUGGGCCAGACCAGCGGGAGCGGGGUACCCCUCAACCGCUGGAAGAGUUGCUUCCUCCCCUUACGAGCUCGAACGAGGUAGAUCUACAGCUGUAUGCUCUAAUUGCGAUCAUAAUUAAAGAGUUCGUUUACGCCUGGUACUCAACGAUUACCCCAGAUCACACUUUUAGCGAUGAAAUUAUCCAAAUUAUCGCCCAUUGCACUCGUGCGCUCGAGCAGAGGCUCCGGCAGGUAGAUGUGGAUGCUUUGGUCUUGGAUGAAAUCCCCGCCUUGGUUGAAGCACAUAUUGUUGCGUACCGUACCGCCUACCAAAAUCCACACUUGAACCGCUCCGCUUCUUAUCUCCACACGGUUUACCAUACUUUGAACCCACAUCCGGCGCUCUACCCUGUCCCGGACGCCUCCGAUACGACGGCGAUCGCAGAGCAACAAAAGCGAGAGACAGCAUACCGCCAAUUACUUGCCCAAGGCGUUUUGGCUGUGCUUCUCCCAACCGAAGAUUUGGAGAAUGUCUACCUGAGGACAUUGGUUGGCGAUAUUUUGGCGGAUACGAUCCUGGGCGAGUUCGUCAGCGACAAAAUGAGCGAUGGCCCAUUUAUCUAUGAGCUCCUCACACGGCUCAUCAUGGUAAUACAGCAAGACGGCCGUAAAAAUGAAAAAGCGGAGCAUAUUCAAAAAGGCCGACUGGAGAGGUUUGGCCUUCUUGGUCCCAAAGGAGACUCUGGUUGCGGCGAUUCGUCCGGUGCAAACCAAUCAAAUUUAUCAAUGUUUCUGUGGAGAAUACUACAAUAUUGCUAUCUGACAUUUGUGACUAUUCGAUUUGUAUUGGUUGGACUUUUUCAAGUGGCAUCAUCGUCGCUUCCCGUGUCUCAAGGGAGACCGCCACCUGCCUGCUCACAAUCGACUCCCGUCAAUCUUGCAGGCGAACCUCAAGCAUGGCCUACCGGUAGUAGCCUCCGUCGACCCGUUCUCAAAUAUAGAAUAUUCGGCAUGGUUUCGCAACUAAUCGAUGUGUCUGGCCGAAUGCCAUGGCUCGGUGGGACCUUUGCUCUCGCACAGUAUGUGAUGGUCGAGGGACCAGGGAAGCUUGGGGAUACGGGGAUGAUAGUUGACAGCAGCUCCAGAGAGGGAUUCAGAAGGAUUGUUGGUGAUUUGCAUGCAUGGCCCUUCGGUCACUUGAUCUGA